Messenger RNA from Lactuca virosa, 276 nucleotides. The record is from the annotation of a GenBank genome assembly. Lineage: Eukaryota; Viridiplantae; Streptophyta; Magnoliopsida; Asterales; Asteraceae.
AUGGAAUGUGUAGAAGAUGAGGAGGAUGAAGAAGGAAUUUUGGAUAAAUGGAUGGUCGGCAAUGUUAUCAAACAUGAGGAAGGGGAAAUAGAUCUGGAAGAUAACAAAGACACAACAGAUGAGGUCCGAGACAAGAGAAGCGACGGAAAAGCAGCAACUGUGGAUAAGGUAUUACCGGAAAAUGGUCAAAGGUUGUCGGUCGGUGAUGCUCAAAACCAAGAAAACCAAUCGUCGCAUGGGGAGCCAAUGUCAAUGGUAGAAGCUAUGACAUCAUAA